Molecule: messenger RNA, 585 nt
Organism: Camelina sativa (false flax)
Lineage: Eukaryota; Viridiplantae; Streptophyta; Magnoliopsida; Brassicales; Brassicaceae
Product: glutathione S-transferase T3-like
Source: RefSeq, a predicted model, not a curated record
AUGAAGAAGACAGAGGCAGAGGAAGUAGAAAGCGGUGGAGUGCAGAGGAGGAUGUCAACCUCAAGCAAGGAUCCAGUUGUAAGUAAUGAGCAGCGGCUUGAUAGUUUCUACAAGAGGGUUGCUGACUACUACAAAGAAAAUGAUGGAUCAUCUAGUUCAAAUGCAAGAGGGCCUUCACAAUGUAAGGCUAGGUGGAACAAGAUAAACCACCAAGUCAAUAAUUUUAUGGGGUGUUACGCACAAGCGAGUGCAAGAAGGAAGAGUAGAGAAUCAGAAGAUGAUGUAUUGAGCAUGGCGUAUGAGCUUUACAAGAACGGCAUGAACAAGCCAUUUCUGCUAGGACAUUGCUGGAGGGAAUUGAAGCAUGAUCAGAAAUGGAUCACGGAGGAGUGUAGCCAUAAGCGGACUAAGCUCGCUUCAGAAGGAGCAUACUCACCCGGUUCGUGCAAUGGUGGAGCUAAGAUGAGGCCUCCUGGGGUUAAAGCUUCUAAGAAAAAAGGGAAGAAACCGGAUGUGAGUAGUGAUGUGGAGGAUGGUUCUGUGGGUUUCGGGUCAUCAAAUGUAGCUGUGGAACAUGUCACGUGA